GGCUGUCAGCUGCCGGGAAACCUCGCAGAAGAAGAAGACGGAGCCAAUAGCAGCGCAGCAGGAAGUGACGUCUAGCUGGUCAGUCCACAGUCACCUGUCCGGGGUCUGCAAACGUAUUCAUGACUGCGCAGGUGUUGGUGUUGUACUUCGCGAAGAGCGUGGAGCUGACCGGAGUGAGGCAGGAGGAGAUUGUUGCCGUGCCGACACCAAUCAGCAGCUGGGACCUUUGGAGGCUGCUGCUGCAGCGACACCCCAGACUGUCCAUCCUGCAGGAUCAGGUGGUGCUGGCAGUGCGUCAGCAGUACGUUGCUAUCGGUGACCAGGUGGUGACCCUGGGAGACGGGGACGAGGUUGCUGUGGUGCCACCACUCAGCGGAGGGUAAAACACAAGAG
Messenger RNA from Toxotes jaculatrix (banded archerfish), 393 nucleotides. It is a transcript of the gene mocs2, whose product is annotated as molybdopterin synthase sulfur carrier subunit. Lineage: Eukaryota; Metazoa; Chordata; Actinopteri; Toxotidae. The transcript has 3 exons. Gene Ontology annotation, biological process: Mo-molybdopterin cofactor biosynthetic process. Bases 120 to 383 code for a protein of 87 amino acids. The record is from RefSeq and is a predicted model, not a curated record. Gene Ontology annotation, cellular component: cytosol.